Messenger RNA from Acanthoscelides obtectus, 630 nucleotides. NCBI's taxonomy places the organism in Eukaryota, Metazoa, Arthropoda, Insecta, Coleoptera, Chrysomelidae. The record is from the annotation of a GenBank genome assembly.
AUGGAAAAGAAAUCGUCAACACCAGCCCGAAAAAGAGGUGUAGGAUGGGACGAAGCGAAUAUGGAGGCAGCCAUUCUGACUGUAGGGAUUUAUCCUUUUAACCCCGAUGCCAUUCCCGCAACGGCGUUCGCUCCAUCUAUCCUGACGCAACGUUUACUGCCCGACACCAAUAGGCCAGAAGACGUCGACCAGCAACCCUCAACGUCCAAGGGUGUCGGAAAAUAUUUAUUUGCAGGACAAAAAGAAAAUGCCACCUCACACAUAGUGGAUUCAUCUGAUUCCGAAGAUGACUUGCCACUUCAAGAGUUACAAAAACGGAUUCACUAUCGUUCUAGAACGUCUUUCCAAAAACUUCUGGCGACACCAGAUAUGAAGCAAGCGGUUACUGUUAAACUACCACGGAAAAAAGCAAUGAACUACAAAGCACAGACAAUUACUAAGGACUUGUUCCAGCAAAAUCCAUCGAGCUCAAGAAUUGUUCCAGAUCAAGUUGCAGAUUGGUAUUGUCCAGCUUGCAAAGAAAAUCGUUUAUCAGACAUGAGACAGUGCAUGAAAUGCCAAGUCUGGUACCAUGAGGAGUGUGUUGGUCUGACAGAAAGCGAUUUAAUUUUUGAAUGCCCCGAGUGUUAG